AUGGGUGCUGGCUUCGAUUCGUCCGUUGGUCGACCUGGAACACCUGGACCUAAAGGGGAACCGGGAGUGGACGGGGCUCCAGGACUGAAGGGCGACAGGGGGUUCCCGGGGGAUAAGGGAGAAAGAGGAGAGGGAGGACAAAAGGGACAAAAAGGAGAGCGAGGGCAUCAGGGACCUACGGGGGUACAGGGCUUCAAGGGAGAACCAGGUACUCCGGGUACAGAGGGGAGGCAAGGGAUGCCUGGUGAAAACGGUCGUCCUGCCAGCAAAGGAGAAAAAGGUGAUUCAGGGACCCCAGGACCCCCAGGUCCCCCCGGUCCACCAGGAGUUGUUCCCGCAGGAUUUGAUCUGGAACUGACAGGAUCUGGCCUGGGAUCUGCUGCAGAAUUCGGUAUGAAAGGGGAGCCAGGACCAAAAGGAGAGAAGGGUGAAUCUGGUGAUAAGGGAGACAGAGGUGAGCUGGGCCCAAGCGGUCCAUCUGGAAUACCUGGAUCUGUUGGAUCUCCGGGUCCAGCAGGUGAGAAAGGUGAACCAGGCUCUCAAGGACUCACGGGUCCUCUUGGACCGGUGGGAUCCAAGGGAGAGAAAGGGGAGCGAGGACCUCCAGGUACAGCGAUGUCAGGAGAGGAGGGAGAGUUGAUCACAGUCAAGGGAGAAAAAGGGGAAAGAGGCAAAAGAGGAAGAAGAGGGAAACCAGGACCUCCGGGGCCGAUGGGUCCUUCGGGAAAACCAGGUCCUAUUGGGGAGAUGGGUAUUCCUGGAUUUACGGGGCUCCCUGGUAGACCAGGAUUGCCAGGAGAAAGAAUGAUAGGCCCAAAAGGAGAUAAAGGUGAACCUGGACAAGUUUUAGACGUGAUAAAAGGUGAGAAAGGAGACCCUGGCAUGGAUGGUAAGGCAGGACCCCCAGGCCCUCCUGGAAUGCCGGCCCCUGGGGCAAACACGCAAUACCUUCCUCUACCAGGCCCGCCCGGGCCCCCAGGCCCCCCUGGACCUCCUGGAAUGCCGGGGAUUGGCACGAAGGGAGAGCCUGGACCCCCGGGUCCUCCUGCAGGCAGACAUGUGUACGGGGAAGCGGUCCAUCAUCCCAGACAAGGUUCCUACAAAACGACAGAGGCAGGAAAGGACGAAACUGUAAGGAUAGUGCCUGGAGCAGUCACCUUCAAAACAUUACAGGACAUGGCCACGACCUCACUAAUGUCACCAGUGGGAACGCUAGCAUAUGUUAUAGAUGAAGAAACUCUCCUUGUGAGGGUCAAUAACGGCUGGCAGUAUCUUCUGCUUGGACAGCUGGUGCCCAUCAGUCAGGAGCCUGACGUUGCGCCUCCACCCUCCGUCCCCGUGGAACAUCCCAGACCUCCCCCUGAGGCGUCCAACCUCGUAUACCACAACCUGCCUAUGGACAGCCCUGACAUCAGUGUGCCCGAGCCUAGAGUGCUGCGUCUAGCUGCCCUCAACGAGCCCUGGUCCGGUGCCUUGGGCGGACAGCGAGGCGCAGACUACGCCUGUUACAGACAGGCGCGGAGGGCGGGGUUGGGCGGAACUUUCAGGGCGUUCCUGACGUCCAGGGUGCAGGACCUGGAGUCUAUAGUACGUGCCUCCGACAGGGGCCUGCCAGUCGUCAACAUCAAGGGAGAUGUUCUUUUCAACUCGUGGAAGGAGAUUUUCUCAGGAGAUGGCGGGUACUUCUCCCAGCCUCCUAGAAUAUACGCCUUCAAUGGCAAAAAUAUUAUUACGGAUAUAAACUGGCCCCAGAAGUACUUCUGGCACGGGUCGCGCCCCUCCGGCGAGAGAGUACCGGAGUCGUCCUGUGGUGUUUCGGAGACCGACGACCAAGGCAAGUCUGGACUAGCGACAUCGCUGCUAUCAGAGAGACUGCUAGGCCAGGAGUCGCUAUCGUGUAGUCACAGGUUCGCCGUGCUGUGUAUAGAGGUCGCAAGCAGCUCCAAGCGACGACGUCGGUCUAGUGCGGACGAAUAAGUAGACUCUGCCUAGUGCGGAACCUUUUGUACCGAUGCGUUUUGUACUUUUUUAUUUGUUAGGUAGGCGGAAUUUAAUUUAGAGCCAGUAUUAGUUUCGUAAUUAGAUUGUUUUUAAAUAAAAUUUUAGAAUAAGUUUUAUAUAAAUUUAAAUAAUUUAUUCGCAGUAAUCUGACAAAGUUAACUCCAUAUGAAAAUAAUUUUGUCAUAGCAAGAAUACAUUGAAUUUAGUUUUAAACUAUAUUUUACCCAAUAUUACAAAACAUGGGCUUUGUUAAUAUUUUACAAUUGCAAUCGAAAGUGAACAAUUUUAUUUAUUAUCUAGCUACAUUUUAUCCGAUUAUUUCAUCAUUAUUUAAAAAGUUUAUACAACGGUUCUCGACCUAAAACCAUUUCUAAACAAAGCCUAAUUAGUUGUGUAGGUUAACCUUAAUUUAUCCCCUGUUAAGUUUCAUUUAUAAAUACAUUGUAUUAAACGUAAAAGACCACUAAUAACACCAAA
Messenger RNA from Macrosteles quadrilineatus (aster leafhopper), 2478 nucleotides. RefSeq names its product collagen alpha-1(XVIII) chain-like. The transcript is spliced from 15 exons. NCBI's taxonomy places the organism in Eukaryota, Metazoa, Arthropoda, Insecta, Hemiptera, Cicadellidae. The record is from RefSeq and is a predicted model, not a curated record. Bases 1 to 1977 code for a protein of 658 amino acids.